UAUAUGGUGCAAAUCAUCUUUUUCAAUGGCACGUCAACGCGUUCCAUUCUGUAUCCACCUUAACUCUUUUUCACCAUAACCUAUAUUAUUUUUCCAAGCUUCAGUUGGCGCCAAAAAGCAUUGUGUGAGUCUGUGAUUGUGUGGUAGGUGUGUUUUGCUUCUAAAAAUUUUAUUAGUUUGAUGAUCAUGGCUUCUUUCAUAGGGGUACAGUUUGAAGAAGAAGGCAAUAUUGCUUUAAUAAGCAGCAAUUGGCUAACCCCUAGAAAAACGGAAACAUUUUGGCCCCCGUACAAAGGCCGCGAUCGCUACACAAAAGCAUUAUUGAAACAUUGUGCCCCUGAACCUGAUUGGCCAUUCUAUAAAGUUAAACGUGUUUUUUUUAAAUGCGAUAAUUAUGAAAAAGCAAAUAACAAAUUAAAAGAAGCUGAAUUUACUUCGGAUGUACAGUCAGAACAAGAAAUAGAACAGAAAUCCCGCCGCCGCCGACGUAAAACACCAAAAAGGCUUUACUCCACCAGUGAAGAAGACAAUUCCGAUAAAGAAAGUGUACGAAAACUCCAACGGCCACCUUUAAUAGAAUUCAACAUAUGCACAGAUACAACGGAUACAGUACCAAUAAGUGAAGAACUUGGUGGUCAAAUUUUAACAGCUGUGUUUCAUGUUGCUGAACAAAAUAAAGAAAUUUUAUCUAUUUUAAAAAGCCAGGGGUCUAGUGGGACUCCAAAUCAGUUACCAGAUGAUUUGCCUGUUCAACUGCCUUUGAUUACCCAAGAAGAUGUAAUUGAAUUUGAAAAGUACAUAACUAAUAACAUUAAUAAAAUUUUAGUGGUGUCAUAUCUAUCACGGUUGGGUGGAAAGGAUCUUGUGGCAAAAGUUAAUUCAAUUUUAAAAAGAUGCAUAAUUAACAAGUUGGCUUGUGGCUAUAGUUUUUAUGGAAAAAGGCAAAAUAAACAUUUCUUUGCCAAUUUAAAGUUAAAAACUUUAUUUGUUGAAGCUGUUCAGAGUGAGUGUACUUCAACCGAAAAAGAAGUUGAGAAUGCCAUAAAAGUUUGGUUAAAGCACGCACCUCAAAGGUUACAACUGGAGCAGAAGAAGACAAAUGAAAAUGGAGGACUACAAAACAACUAAGGCAGUUGGAUGAAGGCAAAGGUAUAGACGUUUAGCAGUUUAUAAAAAAAAAAUCUUAAAUUUUAACCAAAAUUAUACCCCUAAUUCUAGUAACGACAGUUCUAAAUUGAUUGACAAUAGUCUGUCACUGAAAUCUGAUUGUAGUUAUAAAAAUGUGGGCACUGAAAAUCACUCAAAAAAUCUUAAUUAUAAUUUAAGUGGCGUAAAUAUUUUGUUGGCCCCUACUUCGUGUGAUAGCGGGUUUUCCGAUCAUUUGUCCACAGGCUUUUUUGUUCCAUCUGUAACAAUUUCUAAUAAUUCAUCAAGUCAGUUUGAAAAAGGAGUUUCUUUAACAGACAAGUUACGUUCUUGGGCUCUAACUACAUCUGCAACUCAGUCAAGUGUUACAAUUCUACUGCACUUGCUAAAAGAUUAUUACUCUGAACUUCCAUUAGACUGCAGAACGCUAUUAAGAACUCCCACAUAUAUGAAUGAAAAAAUAUUAGAAAGUGGUAAAUACUGCCAUUUGGGUCUUUCUGAAGGUAUAGCACGUAUUUUAAGGACAUGUGAUAAAAUCGAUUUCAAUGUGUUGAGUGUUAGUUUUAAUAUUGAUGGAAUUCCUUUAUUCCACAGCUCUGCUGUUCAACUAUGGCCAAUAUUAGCACAAGUCAAAAAUGUCUCUAGUAAACCUUUUGCUGUCGGUAUUUUUUGUGACAAAACAAAACCAAAGCCAUUGAAUAUUUUCCUAGAAAAUUUAAUUUAUGAACUUAAACAUCUACUAAGGGACGGUAUUCAGUUUAAAAAUAAAACCCUCAAGUUUGAAAUUAACAGUUUUAUUUGUGACGCUCCUGCACGAGCUUUUUUAAAAUGUGUCAAGUCGCAUGGGGGAUCUUCUUCUUGUGAAAGAUGCAUUGAUCCUGGAAGUUAUAUUGACGGAAGGGUUGUUUUACCAUGCACUAGUGCAUCUUUAAGAACAGACCAAUCUUUCAUCGAACAACUUGAUGAAGAUCAUCAUAUUGGCACCAGUCCCUUGGUUGAUCUUAAAAUGAAAUGGUAACAAAGUUUCCACUAGAAUACAUGCACAGCUGUUGUCUAGGUGUUACUCGUAAAAUGCUCAACUACUGGACAGGUGGUCCCCUGAAUGUUAGAUUAAAAAGUUUGUCUGUUAAAUCAAUUUCGGCAUAUUUAGAGUCCAUUAAAAGUUGGAUUCCUGCUGAGUUCAAUAGAAAGCCAAGAUCUUUAGCGGAACUCGCUAGAUGGAAGGCAACAGAGUUCCGUACUUUUCUUUUGUAUGUAGGACCUAUUGUUUUAAAAGAGUAUGUUCCCAUAGCAAUUUAUGAACAUUUCUUAUUGUUUAGCUGUGCUAUCACAAUUUUGAUUUCGGAUGUGCACUUUUCAGCUAUAGGAACUGAAUUUGUUAAAAAAAUUUUACAGGUUUUUGUAAACCACGGUUCCGCCAUCUAUGGUAAAACAUUUUCUAUUUAUAAUGUUCACAGUCUGUUACACUUAUGUGAUGACGUCGACAAAUUUGGAGUUCUCGACAAAUUUUCGGCAUUUCCUUUUGAAAGUUAUCUCGGCCGACUAAAAGCAAUGGUCAAAUCUAGUGUUAAUCCCCUUAGGGAAGUUUACAAUCGCGUUGUUGAACAAGAUAGUAUUUCCUAUAAAAAAAAUAACAAAGAGGAAGAACGUAAUCUUCUGAUUGAAC
Brassicogethes aeneus is the source of this 2812-nucleotide messenger RNA. Lineage: Eukaryota; Metazoa; Arthropoda; Insecta; Coleoptera; Nitidulidae. The record is from the annotation of a GenBank genome assembly.